CACAUGGGUUAGGUCAGCUGGUUGCUUAUCAUGGUAACCUGACCAACCUUGUGGCGAUUUUUUGCUGAUCUGACCGCCUGUGGUGCCAAUGUGAUGCUAAAUUUUGGUCUAACUUUGGGUUUAAAAUGUAUUCACUUAUAUAUUCCCGAUGACAAACUUCAAAAUACGCGCCAUUUUACAAGGAACCGUAAAAUAUCGUGAUGGCAAAAAAUUCGUCCGCCUACCUGAUAACAUUGCUUUCAUGUUUCAGUGGAAGAGACGCUAUUGCCUUCUUGCCCUUUCACCUGGAACUUCCGAUGCACUUCAUCUCUAUGUGACCAAAAGCUAUGAUGAAUUCGCUCCUUAUCGGAACAGCCGCUGCCUAGUCGAUAUGGAACCACCAAUACAAAAAGGAUACGUCUACCAGCGUUCGACGAUCUCGAACGAACCUUCUCAUAAACCACUGGAACGCGAAUCGUGCAACAGUUUUUCACAGCCACGAAUCCAUGAUGCCCCUAAACCUUUGGUCAAUACUGCGGCGCACUCCUGCCUUUUGGCCGCGGAAGCUACGACCAAGGGACUUUCACUGGCAACCAACCUGGCAACUCGAUUGAAUGCCCCAGUCCCGAUCGAUGAAAUUACCGGGUUCGAAAGUGGUUGCCAUCUAGACAAAGAGUCCAACGUAAUCGUGCUGAUCGGAAUCUCGUCGGUCCACAUCAUCGCGUUAGAGGCCUUUGAUGAAAUGUUUCGUUGGGCCGGCGCAAUGACACAAAUUAUGACUGACAGCCAAUUUCGAGUUACACUGCGCAAAUCAAGCGAAGGUAGCAAGUUACCCCAGGGCACCCAGGGUAGCCUUCAUGUUCAGCAUUGGAGACUAUGUUUGAUUGGUGAACCGUUGGCCGGGUGCAAGUUUAUAUGCUCCUGGAAACUGGACUCAAUUGAGAAAGCAUACACAAUGACGCUUCCUGCCACCAACGUGUGCCCAGUCAAGUCUGGUACAGCCGAAUCCCACGGACCCAAAUGGUCUUUUUCUGGCGAUGUCUCUCAACGGACCUCUGUCGCAAGCUUAUCUGGUUUCACAGGCCAUAUGACAAGUGCAUCUGUUGGUUCACAGCCUCCGAAGCCCAAGCAGUCCUUCAUUCUCGAGGCUUCAAAUUCUGCCGGAAAAGGACGUGGUACACACACUUUUGAGUUGGAAGGUGGUUCGUUGGUAGAGCUCACUACGGUCAUCGAACAGUUUAUGGCGAGACGCUAUUAUCCGGAUCGUGACACUCUUCGUGAAUCUGCGACGAAAGACCCGUUUCCUGCUUCUGUGGCCGUUACCCGUCGGGGUUUGACGCUUGACCCAAAUGUCCAAUCUUCUGCGGUCACUUCUCUUCAGGCCCCACAACCGCAUCUGUCCUCUUCCCCAGAUGGUUGGGGUAGCCGUCAUUCUGUUUCCCCUGCGCAGAAUUUCGCUCGAACUCAGCAGCAAAUGACCGCUCAGCCAAGCCCUCUGAGUAUGCCGACCGGCUUCGCUGCAUCUGGAGCGAACAUAUGGACUGGUCUUGACACGAACGUCUAUAGGCGGUCCGCGCAAACCUUGCCGUCCAACCGAUUUGCUAAACCCUCUGGAUUUUAUUCAAAUCUGAUACCCUGUGCCUCCUCUCUUUCACCUCCGGACUUUUUGACAGGAGCGGAUAACCACACAGAAAACAGCACCGUUCACCUCAGGACGAAGACUACGGGGUUUGACUGCCCCCAGGCGCCGUUUUAUAAUUUCUCGCAGAGAUCGACCGAACCAGCCGUAGAUUAUGGCAUCCCGUUUGAGGAGGUGAUGGAGGUGUGCGACACAUCUCACGUUACUUCGAUGAACCACACAUCUACUUUGGCAAAUGCUCGUGAUACGAGUACGAUCACUUCCAGUCUAUCGCGAAAGUCGUUUACCCCACGAUCGAUUGCCUCAUGUGCACCAUCUGUUCGAACCCCCUUGUCCGGUUACGGUGAAAUGGAUGACGAAACUCAGGUCGCACGGGUUGCUGCUGGUCUUAUCAUACCGAAAAUUUUAGCUUCCCCCCUGACACAAACAACGGGACGAUUAAAACGACCUGUUGUUUCAAACGAGCCACCACUACUCUCGUCCAAGGGUCUUUUACGGCGCGUUGAGUGUGAGGCCACGGAAGCGUCCGUCACCCAUCCCGACCAGUUUCGUGGAUCGACCCUCGAAUCAAAUCCUUGUUACACCUCUCCUAGAAUUCCCGAUCCUAGAUCUUUGCCGACGUCCAAUCAGAUGCCCCGUCACAAGCCAUCCACCCGCCCUGUGGGACGCCGCUCUGAGGUUGCCACAAAGAAUGCAACAAGUAAAAACGUGGCCGGUAGACCAGAGAGCGACGUUCAGAAUCAUGAGCUUUCGCCUGUUUGUUGUUUUACACAACAUGGUGUGUUCACUGCAGACGAGGAUCUUUGGGACGCAGAGCAAUGCGAUCCUUCUCGAGGAGACCUCACAGAUUCAGCACUUCAGCAUCCUCCUGUACAAUCAAAGUCCAACCAACAAGUCUUGCCGGUGGCUUCUAACCCCAAGCUAUUGUCAUCGAAAGACCUGGCAAUCGUUUGCCAAUGGUGUGGGCGAAAGAAGGGUGUAUCUGAUAAUGCUGGGUACCAAGUAUAUCGACACCGUUGUCAACAAUACAGAGUAUGUUGGUGCCAUACAUACGUUGGCCGUUCACUGUCGGCUGACGCUUUGCUGCUUCUUGAUAUCAUUGUUUCGGAUCAGUAUGAACGCUUCUUAUCUCUAUAUCAGAAUUCACUUCUCAAUGAUCGAUCGGAACGACCCUCAGAAGAGAUGAAAUUUCCUUUUGAACCAGUAAGAACACAGCCAAUGACAUGUCCUCCAAGGUACUCCAUCAGUCUGACGUCGCGACAGCUCAUGUCUAAGACAUGCGGUGCCAUCCGUUGGAAACAGCUUCACCGUUUAUUCCACCGAAAACAGUCCAAGAGUCAUGACAAUAUCGAUCGUGAAUGUAAUUGCUUGGGCAGUACGGACAUAGAUAAGAAGCCCGUGUUUUCUUCCUCAAUGACGGAGGCAGAGUUAGGAUUUGAUGCGUGCCCGAGCGAUUUAGAUUUCAAGCCUCAGAGUGCUGACCCACAUAAACGACCGGACGCGGACCCACAGGCUGAUGGCCGUCCGUCUAGUUUGAAAUCGCCUCCUCGGUUAUCCAUCCGUUGUCCGCGACAUGGCCUUUUAUUCUACCCUCCGCUGGUCCGAUCGAGUGUUAAUUCGCCGAUACACCUUCCACUUUGUUCGCGCUGCCGGAAGCGCAAACGUCACCGUGCUUAUCCUCCACCAGACUGCACAAACAGCACUAAAGCUGAAGUUUCCUACGCGGUUCCCGCUCAUCGCUUCCCUGCCGUAACCGUUCCUUCAGUAUCUGCUGCCCUUCGCACUUUCGUUCACCUUCGGCAGAAAUCUCGUGAAAGCGGACCUUCAGUAGCUAAAAUUGGUUCUUCUCGGAAGAUCGCCGUUGGCAUGAGGGACUCUCAUACUCGAAGUGCAAUCACACAGCCUGUGCCAGAAGGCGUCGAGUUUGAGGUUCAACGGCCGUCAGUCCAUUCCACCCAAUCGCCAGUUGAUGCCUGUCCUCCACGCCCAUCGGCACGUCCGCAACUCUGUUUGCAGCAUCGGUAUCUCUGUGACAACCGUCUUCACUGCCACCGGAGUGCACACUCUGCCUUGUCCCUUACUUCUCUUCCGUGUUCCGAGCCGGCAUUGUCUGGUCCCCGAAUACCAUUCGGGUGUAUGUCGGAGUUUGACACGCGCUCCUCUCGCUCCUCAUUGUCUUCUUUGCUAACUUUCCGCUCCAUAUCCGGUUCCAGUUCGCUUAUAUCGGCUUGCCAUGGUAGGAAGUUGACAGUCGACUCCUCUUCGCAACAGCACCUUGAGGGGACAGGACGUGGCCUGCAACGUGACACAAGAGACCUUUCAGAGGAGAUUGGUAAUUGUUCGUUAUGUGAUGAUGAGUUAUCUUCCGGUUCCAUUUCGGCCUGCUAUGAAGACCCUUAUUCUUCUCACGAAAGACGCAUGGUAGAGCCUUUUCGAACUGAAUCGACAGCUAAAAAUUUUGAUGUUCCACAAUCACCUUUACACACUCGCCCACGGCACAGUGAUUUAAAAAAUCGCACGUGCAAUCAGGAUUGUGGUACUGUAGUUGGACAUGAUAAUGUGCACUUUCCUUGGGGACGUGGUACUCGUUCUUGGUCUCAAUCAAAGUCCGGUCCAUACCCAAAACUGUCAGAUCAGGUCAACCCUGCUGCAGGUGAUCACGCAUCACUUUGUUUUGCCAGUUCAGGAGUAAGCUCGAACUGUCAUUCAUGCAUACCAGAUACCAGUCCCACUAUUCAACCCGCACAACGAGCCAAUACUCUUCCUAGCACGAAAGUGUUCCGUAGCAAUUCAGAAAGGAAACCCUCUGAUCCAAAAGUGGCCCACUCUUCCGAGGAUGCUUCUGCGUCAAAGUGCCGUUUAUCAAAGGACUCCAAAACUCUCAGCAGAGCAAUGCAACCAGGUAUUGGACUUGAUCGAUUUCUUCCACGGUUUGCACGCAGAGGAUGUCAUACACGUUACAACACAGCCAACAUUGCCUCCAACGCACCUGACCCAGUACAACUAAGUAGAAAGCUCUCCAGUCAGUCGGAUUUGGGGCUUGUUUCUCACUCACUUGAUGAUUUCGGUGGAACUGCUCCAGGAUCAGCUCGGCCGUUCACCGAACCUACCAGCUACUGUAAUAUCACUCCAGUACAGCACAGUUCAACCAACUACCGGCUUGAGCUACCGAAACACGAAAGCACUCAGUCAGCUAAAAUUCCGACACUGCGAUCUCAUCAGUCCGAAUCAUCAGAAACGAAUUCCAAUCUAUAUGUCAAUCUGUCCGUAGCCGUUUCUCGUCCGAGCGGUCACUCCAGUUCCGGGCGAGGUACCAAGCAAUUAUUACAGAACGUACGGCAGUCCGUCGUUUCCUCCAGAAAGGGAGUCACUUCAACUAACACAACAGAGCCUUCGUUACAAUCAUCCUCACUGCCAAGCACAGCAAGUGUAACGGAGUCACGACCUGUUCGGACCAGCUGCGGGCAUGUGCGGCAUCCAUCUGUUCUGGAAGGUGGAUUUCCUCCAUCCAGUGUGGUCACCGACGAUCAGGUCUACACACUGAAUCUGUCAGUUGGCAUCGGAUCAUCUGACCUGUCAAAUCUCCCGGCUGAGGUCCGCGAUCCCAGUCGGAACUAUGCAAUGGUUGAUCUCCGUCCAAGUCCAGCCAGUUCUUCUCAUGUUCACACUGAACUUACAGUGAGUUCAGUGCAUCAGGCACAGCACCAUGCCCUUCGGUUCGAUGAACUCACUUCCACCGCCUCUUCUACAGGCAGCACAAUAGCAUUCUCUAAUAGUACCAGCACUGGGAGUGAUUGCACUAACGAUGCGGCCACGCUUACUUCAGACACGGUAGGGAAUUACGCCGCUGUGUAUCCUGUGACAACAAGUAGUUCGGAACAGACUGAGUCGGACAACUUGUUCACUUCCAUGAGCGGUAUGUGUCCGAAACAGGCAUCCCGUCGCCGACAUAGUCACAGUCUCUCCUCAGCGAUUUCCGAAGCGCCACUGUUGAACUAUGUCGAUGUGAUCACAUCCACGGCACCUUUUAUCUCAUCAGAUUCAUCGCGCCGCGUAGAUCCGACCACGCUUUCCGAUCCCAGUGGUUCCUCUAUACCCGAACACACAGACUCUCUCAGCUCUAGUAGUGGUCUAGGUGGUAUUGCCUCACAAUCCAUUACCCCACCUCUAGCUCCUGGUGGUAGCGCAUCCUUUGGGGACAUUUUCACUAGCCGUUCGAUGACCUCCUCUGCCACCUCGUCCGGAGAAGGAGCUGCAGUAGACCAUGGGUUCCACAGUUGUUCUCCUCCAGAUUCCAGCUGUGUUGCGUAUACGCAAAUCGACAUCUCCCGGACCAUGGCUCUAGAACAACUAAGUGGCGAUAUUGAACAAGAAAAUGUCCAUAUUUCCAGUAGCAAACAGUCUGGAACGGGCGCACAAUCGCAUCCGUGGGGCUCCUCAAAAACCGAUCGUUCGGCCUCGGUUCGCAAAACCCUUUCUCGACCCAUAAGAUCGAUACGAAGAGGAAAUCAGAAGAAGACAGGCGGUUUCUUCAGUUAGAAGGAAAUCUCAACGGGUAUACAAACAUCAACGUUGUCCUAAUUGCCAUUCGGUUCCCUGCCUUUUGAUCAGGGUCAUUUACAAUGCAAAACGCACAACCAACUCUGUUUUUUAAUCAUCGACCAUACACAAAACCCUUGUUUUCAUCUAUAUGCAAUUAUUUGAAACAGCUGAUUUUGUUCCAUUACCGUCUCCCGAUUCAAAGUACUCUUGAUUUUUGUUCUCUUUUUACUUCCGUUUUGUUGUCAGAACCGGUCUCUCCCUUGUUGGUCCACAGCUGUUCACAGCAUUUGUCGCCUGGCCAUUAUCUUGUUUGUAGCACCUUUCGAUUCGCAUCUCAGUCCCCUUAAGUUUUGUUUCCUUUGCAUGAAUACUUUUCUUCCAGUUCUCUUACCCCCUUCAAGACCUGUGUAUAUACCAGUUUACCUAAUCGUGCGUCCACUGUACCUCUCAUAUUUCGCAAUGCUGUGAAUGGAAUCAAAGUCACCAUUGACGUCUAUUUAUUUCUCUGUUUCUUCUAUGGAUAUUAUUUCCCAUUCUUUGUUGAUGAUGACCUGGAAACUAUUACGACUACCAUGUUGCUCUUUACAGAACAUUGAAAGCAGCACUUUUGCUGUUCAGCAGUUAUUAUUAUCAUUACUACCGCGGUUACAGCAUCCUUACUGUUGCCAUUAUUUCUCUUGUUUUCAGUGUGUUAUUUAGUUAUUGGUUGCCUUUUCUCUCUUCUCCUCUCCAGUCUGAUCAAUGUACGCACUUAUUUCUCUGGCAUCUCACUGCGCACCAUCUCGUUGUUGGUUUCAAUAUUGCCUUCAUAUUAGAAAACAUUUUGGUAUUCGGUACCUGAACCCCACACAACUUGUUUACCUCCAGGUGUUUUGUCUUCGGUUAUUCCUUUCUCCAGCGCCUCAGGUUCCGUUUUAACCAACUUCGUUUCUAUGUGCACAGUACACAUAGGAACAAGACGCGUUUUUUACUCAUUCUGGCAGGGACAACAAACCUGUCCGUUAAUUUCUCUCACUUUUUGGAGUAGGAACUACCUCUCUUUUUCCUUCCCUAUCUCUUUAUGCAUGUCUUUUUGUCUCAUGCAUUUUUCGGUUGCGGAUGGCUUCACAAUGAUUUUUCAUGUUAGAACCCUCUGACUCCACAGAUGAUCCGUCUGCAUGGAAUGAAUACUUACAUAUUAUGUAUGUGCAGCGCUUUAGUACGUUGAGGUGCCGAUAGUUUUGAACCAUUUCUAUACAUGCGUAUAAAUGUAUGUGCGCACAUUUG
Molecule: messenger RNA, 7426 nt
Organism: Opisthorchis viverrini
Lineage: Eukaryota; Metazoa; Platyhelminthes; Trematoda; Opisthorchiida; Opisthorchiidae
Exons: 11
Coding region: 149-6157 (2002 amino acids)
Source: RefSeq, a predicted model, not a curated record